AUGGUACGCGCAGCAGUUGGCCAAAUGCGUUCCACGGCCUCCAUGGCCUCUAAUCUGACCCAAGCCCAAUCCCUCUGCCGCAAAGCCCACCAAGCCGGCGCAAAAGCCCUCUUCCUCCCAGAGGCAGCAGACUACAUCACCACUUCCGGCGGCCUCCAACUCUGCAAGCCAGUCACAACCUCUGAAUUUGUCAUCGGCCUGCAAGAUUGCGCAAAACAAUACAAUCUCGCCAUCUCUGUCGGUAUCCACGAACCCGUCUCCUCUGAUGCGCAAAAAGUGAAGAACACCCUCAUCUGGAUCACUCCUCAGGGAGAAAUUGCCCAGCGCUACCAGAAACUACAUUUGUUCGACAUGGAUGUCAAGGAUGGCCCCCAGAUGAAGGAGUCGGAUGGCGUCGAACGCGGCCUUGAUCUUGGCCAUCCCUUCGACAGCCCCGUGGGCAGGAUAGGCAUGCAGAUAUGUUUUGACCUACGCUUUCCCGAGCCUGCGCUUGCCCUCAGGAAGCGAGGCGCCCAGGUGCUCUUGUACCCUGCCGCUUUUACCACCCCAACGGGUAAGGCCGGUCACUGGGAAAUACUGCUGCGUGCUCGUGCCAUUGAGACGCAGAGCUAUGUCAUCGCUGCUGCCCAGGUUGGAGUACACGAUGACCAGGGCAAGAGGCGGAGUUAUGGACACAGCAUGAUUGUGGAUCCUUGGGGCAAAAUCGUUGCUCAACUCGGAGGCGAUGAGGGCGAAGAUGGGAAAUGGGCCGACGACGGUGAGAUUGCCGUUGCAGAGCUGGACCUUGAUUACGUUGAGAAUCUGCGCAAAGAUGUGCCCAUGACACGAAGAACAGAUGUUUAUGCAGAUGUUUCUUAG
Molecule: messenger RNA, 858 nt
Organism: Bipolaris victoriae FI3
Lineage: Eukaryota; Fungi; Ascomycota; Dothideomycetes; Pleosporales; Pleosporaceae
Exons: 3
Coding region: 1-858 (285 amino acids)
Molecular function (GO): hydrolase activity, acting on carbon-nitrogen (but not peptide) bonds, in linear amides
Source: RefSeq, a predicted model, not a curated record